Megalops cyprinoides (Indo-Pacific tarpon) is the source of this 3020-nucleotide messenger RNA. RefSeq names its product glucocorticoid-induced transcript 1 protein. NCBI's taxonomy places the organism in Eukaryota, Metazoa, Chordata, Actinopteri, Elopiformes, Megalopidae. Bases 364 to 1917 code for a protein of 517 amino acids. Gene Ontology annotation, cellular component: cytoplasm. The record is from RefSeq and is a predicted model, not a curated record. The transcript has 8 exons. Gene Ontology annotation, biological process: podocyte development.
GCAGAGUUGGAGAGUUCUACCGACAGCACUGGAAUAUUAUGCCCUCCUGUUCAGCUUCAAAGUUCUUGUUUUAAUCAUAACAGCUUCAACUAUAUUUUAAAAGUAUAUUUUAAUAUGGGACUGUCGGAUUAAUCUGGUUGUCUUCACAGGAGUACGACCAAACACUGCUGACGUUAGCUAGCUAACUGGCAAGCUAUACAAAAUAAGCUGGCACUUUAAACUGUUAUUUACAAAAGCCGCACUGUUAUCAAAGGAAGUUAAAUGUUUAUCGGAAACCAUCAUUCAUUUUUUCUAGGAACGGGUGAGCUCUGGCAAAUCGUUCUGUGUUCAAACUAAAAAGUGUUGUUGCACUGUUAAGCGAUCAUGUCCGCAUCCGCUACAAACUCAUCUCACCAGCAGCAGUCUCGAGUUAGACGCAGCAAUGCAGGUUCUCCCACCUCCACCAGCAACAACAGCAGCACAAGCCGGCUGCAACCCAUCCGCGCCACUGUGCCCUACCAGCUCUUGCGUGGAAAUCAGCACAGCCCAACCCGCUCUCCCUCCUCCUUCUCAGUUGGGAGCAACACAGGACCGACCACGACCCAGUGCUCCAGCCCUCCUAGCCCGACACAGCUGCUGUCGAACCCGGGGGGGAACGGCUCGGUGGACGCAAGACUGGUCGCAAGACCGAGACUGUCGCCAGACAACAAGGGCUCACCUGAGCGGAGUCCGAACUCACCCGUCUGUAGAGCAGAGAGGUCCAAGUCGCAGCAGGUGCGUAGCUCCAACACCAUAAGGCGGACGUCUUCCCUCGACACCAUCACGGGACCCUACCUCACCGGGCAGUGGCCGCGCGACCCUCACGUGCACUACCCCUCCUGCAUGAAAGACAAAGCCACACAGACGCCUGGAUGCUGGAGUGAAGAGGGAGGAGAGAAGAGGGGUACACACCAGAGGUCUGCGUCUUGGGGCAGCGCCGACCAGCUCAAAGAGCAGAUCGCAAAGUUAAGACAGCAGCUCCAGCGGAGCAAGCAAGGCAGCCGUCAGAGCAAGGAGAAGGAGCGCCACUCCCCCCAACAGGGGGUGCACUCAGCGACCAGCCAAGCCCAGCCAGGGUCAAAGUCGGUCCCGAUGCUGCUGUCCAACAUCACAGUGCCAAAGUCCUCCAUCUCGAGGGUCCCCAGCAGCAUGGAAGGAAUUAACCAUGAGCUGGAGAAGGUUUUCAUCAGAGACAAUGGGGAGAAGGAGGAGCUAAAGUCCCUGGAGGUCCCGGACGGGCGGCGCGCCCCCUUCCCCCCGCAGCACCGCAGCAGCAGCACACGGAGCAUCGACACCCAGACGCCCUCGGCGCACGGGCGCUCCAGCAGCUGCUCCAGCCACUCGCCAUGCCCCUCGCCCUCCUGCCCCCUGCGCUCCCGGGACGGCAGCCCCUGCUCCGCCGAGGACCUCCUGUACGACCGCGACAAAGACAGUGGAAGUAGCUCACCUCUACCCAAGUUUGCCUCCUCUCCCAAACCGAACAACAGCUACAUGUUCAAACGGGAGCCCCCAGAGGGGUGCGAGAAGGUCAAGGUCUUUGAGGAGAUGGCGUCUCGCCAGUUAAGCACCAUCCCUCUCUUCUCAUGCCCCGACAAAAAUAAGGUGAACUUCAUCCCCACUGGCUCGGCUUUUUGUCCUGUCAAACUCCCUGGCCCCUCCCUCUUCAACUCGACCUCCGACCCCGGUCCUGUCCGGGAAAAUGAUGAAGCCACUGCUGCCAGCCCCACCUCCAGCUCACCAUGUGCCAUGACCACCGAGCCACCCCACACACCCCCGACUCAGGUCUCCGCUAGCACCAGCACAGAUGACCCCCUGGAGGCACCUGCGUCGUCCCCUGUGUACCACCAGGAGGUGCCCGCUGACCCGCACCCAAAACCUCAGAACUUUGUCAUCAGCUAGUCUUUGGCAGAGCAGGCAUCUGUCCUCCCCCAUCUCUGGCCAACAACACGGCCUGCCUCCCUCGCUGAGGAACCCCAUCUCUCUGUCAGACCCCUUUCUGCAUGGCAUAGCAAGGAUUCCCAGCAAGAGAAAACUCCUUAGUGUUUCCUAGUAUAUUCUUAAACACUGUUCUUGGCAGGGAUAGACAUCUCUUUUGAAUUUACUCUCAAAUAAGCAGUUCUGCUUGCACACAAACAACUAAGAAAGAAGGAAAAAAAAAAAAAAAAACAUGCUUUAUUAAGUGUAAGGGACUGCAGGAUGAGGGAGCUGGUGGGGGGGUAGGACAUGCAUCUGAAAAUGGUAGAUUGUUUAAUCAGAUACGUUUGGUGCCCUGUAUUCUGUUACCGCAUUCACAAUAUGAAUAAGCUCCAUAUCACCAGAAAAGAAAAUAUGCCUGUCCGAUUGAAAACUGUAUCGCUCUGGUCAUGUAUGUUAUGGGAAAAAAAGAUAAUAAUGCUGUAUUUUUCAGGAUUAUGUUUACACUCAAUCCAGGUUGUGUUUUGAAACUUAAAACAUAUAAUGCAAAAAAGGAGAAAAAAGAAAAAUAACAAAUGGCCACAUCCGUUGUACAGCGUCCGCAUUAUGGUCUCACUUCAGGUAUUUCACUCCAAGUCUAAACUCAGGUAAUUUGGAAUGUAUCCAUGCAUGGAUUUAAUCCUGGUCUGCAUCUUUUUUUUUUAAUUUUGGAGCAGAAGAAAGUCAGACAAUAAUCGUCACUCUAUUGCCUUUCCCUUUGUACAUUGACCUUUUUCUCAUGACAUUCCAUGUUGUUGGAAUAAGUGCUUUCUACUCUGGGACCUGCUUCCCAGAACAAACAAAACCUCUCCACCACCAGCGAUGGUGUUCGGUACAACGUCACCAUUCCACGUUGGGGAAUAAAAAAUACAAAACAUAAGAAAAGCAUUUUCAAAACUGCAUUAAAAUAUUCAGGUGUUGUUCAUUCUAUGACUGUUAAAAUGUUUAAAAUGAAUGUGUUCAGUACAAAGCUGCAUUAGAAACAUUCCAUGUGUAGGUUGGUUGGUAACAUACGGAAGUCGCCCAAAAAAAAAAAAAAAAACGACCAU